AUGAACCUAAGCUUUUUCGACCAAUUCACAAGCCCAUGCCUCCUAGGAAUUCCCCUAAUCUUAAUCUCACUACUAUUCCCCGCUCUACUACUACCAUCACCAGACAACCGAUGAAUUACCAAUCGCCUCUCCACCCUCCAAUCAUGAUUCCUUCACCUAGUCACAAAGCAACUAAUAAUACCACUAAACAAAAAAGGCCACAAAUGAGCCUUAAUCCUCACAUCACUAAUGACAUUCCUACUUAUAAUUAACCUACUAGGCCUACUACCCUACACAUUCACGCCCACUACCCAACUAUCAAUGAAUAUAGCUCUGGCUCUCCCACUCUGACUCGCCACCCUUCUUACAGGAAUACGCAACCAACCCUCAAUCUCCCUAGGCCACCUAUUGCCCGAAGGAACUCCAACUCCAUUAAUCCCAGCAUUAAUUUUAAUCGAAACCACUAGCCUACUUAUUCGCCCAUUAGCCCUAGGAGUUCGCCUAACAGCAAACCUCACAGCAGGACACCUACUCAUUCAACUCAUCUCCACAGCUUCAAUUGCCCUGCUCCCAACCAUCCCAACUGUAUCCAUCCUAACUACAACAAUCCUUCUUCUACUAACUCUCCUAGAAGUAGCAGUAGCCAUAAUCCAAGCUUACGUCUUCGUCCUCCUAUUAAGCCUAUACUUACAAGAAAACAUCUAA
Molecule: messenger RNA, 684 nt
Organism: Grus americana (Whooping crane)
Lineage: Eukaryota; Metazoa; Chordata; Aves; Gruiformes; Gruidae
Source: the annotation of a RefSeq genome assembly